Geodia barretti is the source of this 574-nucleotide messenger RNA. NCBI's taxonomy places the organism in Eukaryota, Metazoa, Porifera, Demospongiae, Tetractinellida, Geodiidae. The record is from the annotation of a GenBank genome assembly.
UCGGCACUUAGCUUCCGCGCAUGCGCACACCACAUCCGCACGAUGUCAGUGUUUCAUGACGAAGUGGAAAUAGAAGACUUUGAGUUCGAUGACGAGACACGGACAUACUACUACCCCUGUCCGUGCGGGGACCUGUUCCAGAUCACUAAGGAAGCUCUGGAGAAUGGAGAAGAGAUAGCAGAAUGUCCUAGUUGUUCCCUCAUUCUCAAAGUAAUUUAUGACCCCGAAGACUUCCAGCCCGAGACCACCCAGAGCUCCAAUUUACUAAAACUGACUUCCUGACAUAAUGAGAGCUCCGCUGUUUAUGUGCAGUCAAACAAGUGAUGAUGUUGCAGUAGAUAAGAGCAUGAGUUCACAUGUUUAGGUCCUCGUACUGUCUGUUGAGGUGGAGAGUGACUUCCAGAACCUGAGACUCUGCCAGCCAUCUCGCUUGGCUCUUCUCUCCCUCCACCCUGUCAGGAAGAUGUAGCCCCAGUCGGCUGCAGAAUACAUACCACCACUAAUUCCAGUAGAUAUGGAAAUUUUGGUCCACAAAAAAACCUUUGCCCCUGGCACUUAAUAUUGAACUCCUUAA